CCAUUGGAGCAGUUUAGCGGAAGUGAAACAGCAGGAUUGGGAAACGUAAUGACGUCAUCACGCUAGCCGGAGUCACAUGAACUCUUCUCUCCAAAACCUUUUUUUAAUGUGCUGUUUUCUUUAUUUACGUCCCAUGUAGAACUAUUAUAACGGAUAUUCGACGUUUGCACGGACUUUAAACAACCUAACAUGGACGAGGACGGUCUGCCAAUCGUGGGUUCUGGAGUUGACCUCACGAAGGUUCCAGCUAUACAGCAGAGGAGAAUUGUUGCCUAUCUCAAUCAGUUUGUUGUCCACACGGUUCGAUUCCUUAACCGAUUUUCCACCGUUUGUGAAGAGAAACUUGCAAAUAUAUCCCUUCGCAUCCAGCAGAUUGACACCACGUUGUGCAUUUUGGAGGCUAAGUUGGCCUCCAUUCCUGGGUUAGAGGAAGUCACAGUUGAUGGACUGAACCAGCAACAAAGUGUGCAGACAAAUGGGCCGGCUCCGACCAGUCAGAACCAAACAGAUGGGUCCUCAGCGGGAGCAGCUCCUCCCUCAGUGCCUCAGGAGCCACAAGAAGAAGCUCCUGAGCAAAAAGCAGAAGCAGAGAACGUCCUCACGGUGGCCAAAGACCCUCGAUACGCCCGCUACCUCAAAAUGGUUCAAGUGGGAGUUCCAGUGAUGGCCAUCAGGAACAAAAUGAUCCUGGAGGGUUUGGACCCCAACCUGCUAGACACGCCGGACGCCCCCGUGCCCGACGGAGCGAGAGCAGAAAACGAAGGCGCCGCCGCCUCCAGUUCUGACAGCGAAUCUUCCUUCAGCGACUGAAAUCUGUUUCUAUUCUUCCUGUUAAUAUAAAAAAGCAAAGUCUGUUAUGUGAUUGUAAAUCCUUCUGAAUGUUAUUAUUUUGAAAACCAUUUUUUUAAGUGUUUCAGCACUAACACCACUUGCCUCUCAUUGUCCGGAUCCUCUAAUAAUAAUAAUAAUAAAAGCCGAGGAUUCCUUGUGUUUUGUAGGUUGGGAAUGUGUAGCUUCAGACAUAUUUUCCCAACUGUUCCUGAAUGUAUAUAUAUUUUGACUCGCCUUUAGAGCUGAAAAUUACAUCCUGACGGAUGAAAAAAGUGGAAUUGUAGCUGAAAUUUUAAAUAAAUUUGAUUCCUAGCACAAAUUUUCUGCUUUUAUAUAUAGAAAAAACUGUAACCUGGGCAGUUUUUAGCAUGUUAUAAUCAUAUAAGUUGUGAUAUUGAAAAAUUGCACAUUUUAUUUUUUGUU
Oryzias melastigma (Indian medaka) is the source of this 1254-nucleotide messenger RNA. It is a transcript of the gene washc3, whose product is annotated as WASH complex subunit 3. Gene Ontology annotation, cellular component: WASH complex. The record is from RefSeq and is a predicted model, not a curated record. Bases 190 to 810 code for a protein of 206 amino acids. The transcript has 7 exons. Gene Ontology annotation, biological process: exocytosis; actin filament polymerization. Lineage: Eukaryota; Metazoa; Chordata; Actinopteri; Beloniformes; Adrianichthyidae.